Paramecium primaurelia is the source of this 1640-nucleotide messenger RNA. NCBI's taxonomy places the organism in Eukaryota, Ciliophora, Oligohymenophorea, Peniculida, Parameciidae. The record is from the annotation of a GenBank genome assembly.
AUGCUAAAUAACUUGAGAUAAAACAAGUAGGUUUUAGUAAUUAUUUAGUUACUAAAGUUAACUCGAAAAUUCAUUAAGCAAUUAAGUUUAAUAAGCAUUCUAAUCAACUGUUUAGUUUGGCAUAAUCUCUUUUCUACUUUAUGUCUUAAUGGUAUUGAUUGUGAUAACUCUGCUUAUUUCUAUUGUUGUUGCCAAUAAAUAUAGAUAAUCCUAAUAAUUACUUUUAGUAGGAAUUUUGUUAAUUCCUUUGCUAAUAGUUCUUUUUGGAUGUACAUUGUACAUCUUAUUUUAAUUUUCUGAAGCAAAAGAAAGAAUGAAUAAAAUACCUUAAGAAAAGUAUUUGAAUAGAUAGAUGUACUAAUCAUCAAUUAAAUUUCUGUUUUUCUAUACAAACUAAUCUAAAUUUACUGCAAUAAGAUUGACAUAUUUAUAUAUUGUAUUUGCAAUCUCUAUACUAAUUCAAAAUUUAGCAUUUUUAUCAAAAGAUGAAUAUAAUGAUGAUGAAGAUUAUAAGGAUCUUGAUGAAACUAACAAUAAUAAUAAUAAUAAUAAUGAUGAUACAAUUAAUUACUAAACAAGAACAUAAAAUAAUGGAAAUUUAUUAUUUCCUUUAAUUAUCUUAUGUUCAAUUUUAGCUUUCAUUUUCUUUAUUUAUGAAAUCUUGAAAAUUGCAUUAACAAUCUAUUUUAAAUGUAGAAAUCAGUCUAUUCCUCCAUAUUAAUAUAAUGAUACAAAUUUAAGUAAUUUUAUACUUAAUUAAUAGAUAUACUAAAAGUUAUUAGAUGGAGUAAAGCAUUUUGUGGUAUCUUUCUUGUGAAUAAUAUUGGCAAGAUGAUGAUCUUAUGUACAAUAUUUAUUACUCCCAAUUCAACUUCAUAUAUCUUAAUAGGUUCUAAUCUAUAUUAUCAUUUCUUUAUGGCAACUUUAGUAAAUGCAUUAUUCAAUGAAAUUUCUGCAAGUAAAUUAUAUAUAUUAUAUUUUAUAUAGUAUAAAGACCUCCUUAAAAUGAUAGUUCUAUAUUUAUAAAUCAUUAAAUAUUAAUAGAUUCAAAAUUAAAAAGUAUGAACACUAAAAAAGUAUUUUAAUUUUUAUUAUUAACAUCAUUUAUUUUUACAAUUAUAGGAACAUGUAUAUUUAGAAUAGAAAUGGAUACAUAAAAUGGAAUCAUAAAUUUUGAUAUAUUCAUUUUCUAUGAUUGUGCAAUAACUUAAUUAAUAUUAUUAGGAUUAGCUAAUCUUAAAUAUUUGAUUAUUCCAUAUUUUAAUAAGGGAAAUAGCAAUAUUAUACAUUAAAUAUAAGUUAUUGAAGAUUAAUAAUAAUAAACAAUUGAAAAUUAAUAAAUAAGAUUAUCAACAGAAUAAGCUUAAUUAGAAAUGAUUUUAAGAUCAUAAAAUGAUGAUAAUUAUGAUAAUUCAAGAAAUAGACCUCCAUUUAAAAAAGUCAAAAAUAUUGAUUUUAUUAUUUAAAAUGAAAAUGAAAAAUCAGACUGUAUAAUUUGUUUGCAACCAAUGAUAUUUAAUUUAGAUGAUCCUAUAUUAUAAUUGAAUUGUCAUAAUACUCAUAUCUUCCAUAAGAAAUGUAUCACAGAUUGGCUUAUUUAAAAUAAAAAAUGUCCAUUAUGUAAUACUCAAAUUUUAUGA